GAAAACUGAGCAAUGGCACUAAAGAAUAGGUUCCACCAAAGAAAGUCAAUAAUGGUACAUAGAUGAUUAAGAGACAGGACUAAAGCUCUGUGUUUCAGUAUUUCAACUUUCUAGCCAAAGUGUAAUGUUCCUGAAACUUUUCUCAGCAUUAAAACCCAUUGGGUCCAAACCAUUUGUACAUCAUGAAUGCAUCCAGCAAAACUCUUACUUGAAUAUUCUCACCAAGUCGCGUUAUUUCACCUCAACAAAACCAUUUAUAUGCAGACAUGUAGCUGCUUGGGAAUAUCAAAAUAGAUUUUGCAAAUAUGAUCCGAACUUAAAACAUAUUACAAUGGAAAUAAAAUAAAAUCCUUCUUAUUAAGAAUCAACAGAAGACAAACAUGAUUAGACAAAGUUUUUUAGUAUAAAGUGACACAAAAAAAAAAAAAAAAUUUCAAAAUUCAAUGUCUCGACACAAGCAUCUUGUGGUUAGAGGGGGUAUGGGCAAACGAUACAUUCAGCACUCAAGAAUUCAUGGAAUUGGAUAAGCUCUUUCUGGGUCCCAACUCUCAUUUCAAAAAGGAAACCACUUUCUUAAACAAAAACUAUUACUGUCCAAUUAUAAAAUUCUCUCAGUCCCCACUAAGUAAUCAGUAAGCAUCUCAAGCUAUAUAUAAGACCACUUUGCAUUCCCCAAAACUUUAAGAAGCAAUAACCAAACAAGAAAACCAGAGAGAGCAGACUUUGAUUUAAAGCUUUUUCAAGGAGUAAAAAAUGUCUGUAAAUGAGUUACCUUCUUCAGCUCAAUACUUCCAAGAAGGAUUCCUUGGCGAUUUUGUCUCUAGAAAGCUUCUUCUACACGACCCAUUUGACCACAACUCUCUACGAGUCUUAGCGGUUGCACCAUCUCCUCUCAUAACACAUGAGAACAACCUCAGAGGGAAUGUUCUGAUGCUUCUCUCAGUCCUCAUCUGCGGCAUCAUCUGUUGCCUUGGGUUACAUUACAUCAUUCGUUGUGCAUUCAGACGUUCUUCACGUUUCAUGAUCUCUGAGCCUAUAUCCAGUCUUCCCACACCACGAGGUUCAUCAGACAAAGGAAUCAAGAAGAAAGCUCUCAGGAUGUUCCCGGUCGUGAGUUACUCACGUGAGAUGAACCUGCCGGGGCUUGGUGAAGAGUGUGUCAUUUGUUUGUCGGAUUUUGUUUCCGGUGAACAGCUCAGGCUGCUCCCCAAGUGUAACCACGGGUUCCAUGUUCGUUGCAUAGACAAGUGGCUUCGACAACAUUUGACAUGUCCGAAAUGCAGACACUGUCUGGUUGAGACAUGCCAAAAGAUAUUAGGUGACUUCAGUCAAGCUGAUUCAAUGGCAGCAACACCAACAGAGAGCGUAAUUGUCAGGAUUGCUCCUCUAGAACCUGAAGGAAGAGUAAACACUUUUAGAGAAAGCAGCUAGAUGCAAAGAAAGGCAGAAACCAACAGCAAUUCAGUAUCUGUCAGCAGUUAGAUAGAUGAUUUUAGUUUCUAAAUCAUAGAAGGGUUCCAAAAGAGGAAAAAAAAACACCGGAUACUUCUAUUUUUUAUGUCUUUCUUUUUUGCCUGUAGCACAAAGUGUCGACAGAGAGAAUAUAAUUCACUUUUCAAUACGAGUUCAUCAAAGUUCUUUUGGCAAAGUUA
Arabidopsis lyrata subsp. lyrata is the source of this 1652-nucleotide messenger RNA. Its product is annotated as E3 ubiquitin-protein ligase ATL76. The transcript has a single exon. NCBI's taxonomy places the organism in Eukaryota, Viridiplantae, Streptophyta, Magnoliopsida, Brassicales, Brassicaceae. Gene Ontology annotation, molecular function: transferase activity. Bases 754 to 1431 code for a protein of 225 amino acids. The record is from RefSeq and is a predicted model, not a curated record. Gene Ontology annotation, biological process: protein ubiquitination.